Messenger RNA from Jatropha curcas, 1300 nucleotides. RefSeq names its product epoxide hydrolase 1. NCBI's taxonomy places the organism in Eukaryota, Viridiplantae, Streptophyta, Magnoliopsida, Malpighiales, Euphorbiaceae. Gene Ontology annotation, molecular function: catalytic activity. The record is from RefSeq and is a predicted model, not a curated record.
CAUCAUUCAACAAUAAUUAUCGCCACGAUGACUGUUACGAUUACAAUGUUAACAAUUAUCGUCAUUUUUUGUUCUAACGCUGGACUUUCUCGGGAAACAAAUAUAUACGAUCCUCGUUUUUGCACAUUAAGAAGCGAAACCCAAAACCAAAACCUAAAUAACCAAACUUCUGUAGAAAUAAUGGACGCUGUCGAGCACAGAUUUGUUCACGUCAAUGGCAUCAACAUACAUGUGGCAGAGGCAGGUCCAGUUAACGGCCCGGUAAUUCUCUUCAUCCAUGGAUUCCCUGAGCUAUGGUAUUCCUGGCGGUACCAGAUCGUCGCUCUGGCUUCUCUUGGUUACCGAGCAAUUGCACCGGACAUGAGAGGUUAUGGCGACACCGAUGCGCCGGCUGAUCCGCAGAGCUACACUUGCCUCCACAUCGUGGGGGAUCUAAUCGGGCUCCUCGACGCCGUGGCACCACAGCAGGAGAAGGUUUUUGUUGUCGGCCAUGACUGGGGUGCAUACAUAGCGUGGUACUUGUGUCUGUUUAGACCAGACAGAGUGAAAGCUUUGGUAAACCUGAGUGUGGCGUUUGCUCCUCGAAACCCUAAGAGGAAACCUACUGAGGGGAUGAGAGCUGUGUAUGGAGAUGACUACUACGUUUGCAGAAUUCAGGAGCCUGGAGAUAUAGAAGCUGAAUUUGCAGAGCUUGGUACAGAAAAGAUUAUGAAGGAAUUUUUGACAUAUCGUAAUCCAGGUCCCCUUUUAUUGCCUAAAGGCAAAGCUUUUAGCCGCCCAUCGGAAACUCCACUUGUGUUACCCUCUUGGUUUUCUGAGGAAGAUGUGCAGUACUACAUCAACAAAUUUGAAAAGAAAGGCUUCACCGGAGGAUUGAACUAUUACCGGAUUGUAGACCGAAACUGGGAACUCACAGCACCAUGGACUGGGGCUGAAGUGAAAGUACCUGUUAAGUUUAUAGUGGGCGAUCAAGACCUCACCUAUAACACUUUCGGAACCAAGGACUUUAUAGAGAAGGGUGGAUUCAAGAAAGCUGUUCCAUUUUUGGAGGAAGUGGUUAUAAUGGAAGGUGUUGGUCACUUUCUCAAUGAAGAGAAGCCUGAAGAGAUAAAUAAACACAUCUAUGAUUUCUUUCAGAAAUUCUGAUUUGCUAUUUCCUGUUGUCUUUCUGUGUGAGAGCUUGCAUGUUAAUGUAUUGGCAAAAAUGUUAUUCCAAGUUUCCAACCCAUUGGGGCCUCAUAAUGAAUAAAAAACAAGAGAAAAAACAAAAACAAAAAGAAACUCUUUUUCAUAUCAGAAA